CGUGGGCUGAGGUAGGAAACGCAAUCUCACGCAGCCAGCGCAGAGUCCCGUGUUCAAGAAACGCAUUUUCUACUGCGCAACACAUCCAGAGGAUCGUUCCCAGACGCCGUUUUUCGCCAAGAUGUCGAUGACGGUGAAAGCUUACCUUAUCGGCAAGGACGACUGCAACAAGGAGAUCCGCCGCUUCGCCGUGGAUCAGGAUGUCUCAACAAGUUUUGAGUAUUUGAAGAGAAAAGUGCUCGAUGUUUUCGUCGGUCUGAGGACUGCGCCUUUUCAACUGUCCUAUAAAGAUGACGAUGGCGACAUGAUUGCUUUUUCCUCUGACGAUGAGCUAAUGAUGGGGUUGGCUCUUGUGAAGGAUGACACUUUCCGUGUCUACAUCAAGCAAAGAAAGGAGCACAAACGUGAUCCCUCACCUCAUGGGAUCCCUGGGUUCCCAUUCCCCUCGCCUCAUGGAGCCCCCCACUUUAGCCCCCCAGGACCUAAUCUUAUGGGUCCCCCUGGAGGACCUCACAUGGGGCCUCCCCCUCAUCAUCCUCCUCCUCCUCAUCACCCUCCAAUGCUGCACCCAGGGGUGACCUGUGAUGGGUGUGAAGGGCCGGUGGCCGGAACACGUUUCAAGUGCACCGUUUGCCCCGAUUAUGACUUGUGCUCCUCCUGCCAGGGCAAAGGCCUCCACAAGGAGCAUGCUCUCCUGCCCAUCUUUCACCCAAUGUCCAACAUGUUUGAGUGGUUUCCUCGUGGGAAGAUUUGGCGUAAGAUGAGACACUGCAUGUGGGCAAAUACCCAGGCUCAAGCUCAAGCUCAAGCUCAGACCCAAAACCAGGCUCAGCCUGGUCCAUCUGGAGUCCAGCAAAACCAGGAUGCUUCUGAAAACAAGAGCCAAAACGGUGCUACUGAAUUAUGCAAGGCUAAUAUGGAGUACCUAAAGAACAUUGGGGAGGAAGUGGCGGCCAUGUUGAGCCCCCUUGGCAUAGAUGUGGACAUCGACGUUGAGCAUGAGGGGAAUCGGACCAAAGUUACACCAACUCCUCCUGCCUCCAGUGGGCCAGCUAGUGCUCGGAGUGAGAGUGGCUCCAUAGGGCUUCUCUCCAGAGGGUCUGGUCCUGGAAGUCAGGUCACCGAAGAGAGCGUCAGUGAGGGAACAAAGGGUCAGAAAGACCAAGGCAGUGAUGAGGAAUGGACUCAUCUCAGCUCUAAAGAGGUGGACCCCUCCACAGGAGAGCUGCAGUCCCUUAAGAUGGAGCAGGACGGGACCGAUCUUCCAGCCCCGCUGAGUACUGACUCCAGCACAAGCACCUCCGAGGGUCCCACCGGUCUGCGGGAGGCAGCUCUCUACCCACACCUUCCUCAAGAUGCAGACCCAAGACUGGUGGAGUCUCUUUCUCAGAUGCUCUCCAUGGGCUUCACCGACGAGGGUGGAUGGUUGACCAGACUGCUCCACACCAAGAAUUUUGACAUCGGAGCAGCCCUGGAUACCAUCCAGUACUCUAAACCAGGCCCACAGAAGUAGAGGAGGAGCGCAGGAAUAAAGAAGACCUGGGCCAUACAAAUAUAUUUUUAAAUUCCGGCCUGUUUUUUAUUCAGAGUCUUUCCAUGCUUUUUCGAUGAAAAAAAUCUUUACAUAAAUGCUAUAAACAAUAUCAAUUACUCAGGUGACUGGCGCAUAGUUAAGUUCAUUAUUGGGUUUCUGCAAAAUAGAUAUUAACAUUUCUGUCUUCAGCAUUACACCAUGUUAUAAAGAUAGUUGUCGCGGUAUAUGCGUAUUACAUAUAAAAGUAGAUGUCUACAUUUGUGCGAUUUUUCUAUGUGCAUUCACGUAACCAAUAAGAGUUUGUAGGUGAAACAGAAACCUGGGGAUGUUUUUGUUGUUAGUAAACAGAUGGAGUCAGGUUAACGUCACUGUAGGUCUUCUAAAAUUCCUGUCCUUUCUAUCCUCAAUAAAAUGCAAAAAAGAAA
This is a messenger RNA of Puntigrus tetrazona (Sumatra barb), 1959 nucleotides long. RefSeq names its product sequestosome 1 (gene sqstm1). Gene Ontology annotation, biological process: endosome organization; mitophagy; aggrephagy. The transcript has 8 exons. The record is from RefSeq and is a predicted model, not a curated record. Gene Ontology annotation, molecular function: protein kinase C binding; zinc ion binding; K63-linked polyubiquitin modification-dependent protein binding. Gene Ontology annotation, cellular component: aggresome; amphisome. Lineage: Eukaryota; Metazoa; Chordata; Actinopteri; Cypriniformes; Cyprinidae. Bases 122 to 1513 code for a protein of 463 amino acids.